ACAACUAACCUGCGGCAGGCAGCGUAGCCUACCCUUUCUCACAGGCAUCGAACACUAGGAAUCCAACUCGAUAGCUGGUACGCAUUGCGGAGAUAAACGUCGAGUGGGGGAAACCCUAGGGUGUGCCCCUAGAGAACCGCACGCGGGGUUUCCCUUCAUCUUCUCUGGCGGCCGUCCUCCUCCAGGCCGCAGGGGGCGCUGGGGAGCCAGCCUCGGGGUCGCACGCUGAUUGGCUUCUCGGGAAACGGACAAUUCUCGACGUUGGGCCGGGCGGGCGUCGCCUUUGCGGCGCUGGGGCCUGGCGUGGCCAGGUUGCUUUUAGGCUGUGAUUUGAUAACUCCUGCAGGGUGGCGUGGAGCGCCUUGAGACUUCUUCCUUCACUGUAGCCUCUCUUCUUUUAGUCCCAGACUGAGGAACUAACCACUUGGGUGAAAUUGGGGUCCAGAUUUCCCAAACUUGCUUCGGAGGAAAAAGCCCUAACGGUGGAAGACAGUGAAUUCCUAGCUCCGGGCCCGAUGGGUCACACCUGUAAUCCCAGCAGUUUGGGAGGCCGAGGCGGGCAGAUCACCUGAUGUUGGGGAUUCAAGACCACCCUGACUAACAUGGAGAAACCCCGUCUCUACUAAAAAUACAAAAUUAGCCGGGCGUGGUGGCGCAUGCCUGUAAUCCCAGCUACUCAGGAGGCUGAGGCAGGAGAAUCGCUUGAACCCAGGAUGCAGAGGUUGCAGUGAGCCGAGAUCGCAUCAUUGCACUCCAGCCUGGGCAACAAGAGCGAAACUGCGUCUCAAAAAAAAAAAAAAAAAAAAAAAAAAAAAAAGGUAAAAGUCACCGGUUAAAUUGGUACCCACUAUCAGGUGAACCAGUUUUUACUGCUUCACUUGCCUUAGCCCUUCACACCUGCUUGGUUAGAACUCACAUAUAGAAUAUGGAAAAACCGAAUUCCUACCACUGUUAGUACCUAAGUACUAGGAUAUUUUUGUCUUAGCAAGCUUCCCAGGUCAAUUUAGGUUAUUAAUUUUAAGCGUUACCUAAGGCUUUACAGCUUAGCCUGAGGCCCCACACGUUACCUGCAGGCUGAGGUUCUACUUUGAAGAACUAGAGUUUUCUUUGUUGUUUUGUUUUUUUUGAUACAGAGUCUCACUCUGUUGCCCAGGGUGGAGUGCAAUGGCCUGAUCACGCCGCAAUUUUGGCUCACUGCAACCUCUGCCUCCCAAGUUCAAAUGAUUCACUUGCCUCAGCCUCCCGAGUAGCUUGUAUGACAGUUGCGUGCCACCACACCCAGCUGAUUUUUGUAUUUUUACUAGAGACAGGGUUUCACCAUCUUGGCCAGGCUGGCCUUCAAUUCCUGAACUCAGAUGAUACACCCACCUCAGCCUCCCAAAGUGUUGGAAUUAGAGGCAUGAGCCUUAGAUUACUUUUAUGAUUGGUGUGGGCUUGUCUGACCUAGUGAUGUUGUUCCUAACACUCAGUAACAUUUUGGAUGUGCACAAAAGCUUAAUUACUGGGGCUGAGCUGCUUUUUACGUUGGAAUAUGGCUGUGACAGGAAAACUUUGUCAACCCCAUGAAUGUCCAUUUUCUCAGCCCUGAAACCCAUCUCUAGAUGCUGACCUUACUUUUUUCCUUUCUAAUCUUGAAUCUUACCAUUUGCAGCUGUCACCAGUCAAAGCUUUCAUUACUUUGUGUUAGUCAUUCUCUUAUUUUCCAGGCAUUCCACAAACUUUUCUUUCUUGGGUAGCUUUUAAAAAGAUAAGUUAGCUUUUGCGUCUAUUAAGGGCUGGUUUUUUUUCCCAGUUUUAUGUAUUUUGCUUUAAAAAUUCUCCUUUUGCUUGUUGGAUUAACUUAAUGAUUCUCUUAGACUCUGAUGAUUUGUUUUAUAUUCUGUCUGGUUGCAUAAUACUUGGUCUUGAGCUAGACUACAAGCAUCCUACACUAGAGGCCUGAUCUUAGUUAAGAUUGCAUUACCUUCUAGUUGUGUGACUUUGGGCAGGUGUCUUAAACUUCUAAACUGCAAGUUCCUCAUUUAUAAAUUAGGUUAUGGUUGUUGUAUCAAGUAAUAUUUGUAUAAGAACUUGAUUGACCUUAAAAUAUAAAAAUAUAGGUUACUGAAAAUGGUAGGUAACGUCUCACCUUCUUCCUAGUUGACUUAGGAAGGUCACUGAAAAUGUGUUUGAAUGCUUAAAGAAGAUAAUUUGAAGGCAGCUUUUGGAAUCAAUUAGCAUGGAUCCCAGCAGCGACUACUAUUUCCUCAACAAGAUCUUGUGGAGAAGGGUGAAACUCACUUUGGUCUGUGGUGUCUUCGAGGGUGUGCUUCAGCAUGUUGACCCUAACAAGAUUGUUGUCCUCAAGAAAGUGAAGAAUGUGGAGACCGGUCGGAGUGUCCCAGGAGUGAAGAUGUUUUUUGGGCAUGAGAUUGUGAAUGUGGAACUACUAGAUGAAGUGGAACAAGGCUCAGUGAGAGAAAACUCAUCGUCUGUUAGUCUAGAUGUGGAAAGAACUGGGAUGGAGAAAAUGAAAGUUGAAGUCCUAAAUGUAUGUGAGUCUGUUUCUCCUGCCCCUGAAGCACCAACUACCUCUCUGCUGAAUGACCUCAAGUACAGCCCAUCAGAAGAAGAGGAGGUGACAUACACAGUCAUUGAUCAGUUCCAGCAGAAGUUUGGUGCUGCAAUGCUCCACAUCAAGAAGCAGAGUGUCCUGAGCGUGGCAGCAGAAGGAGUGAAUGUGUGUCGCCAUGGGAAACUGUGCUGGCUGCAGGUGGCCACAAAUUGCCGAGUUUAUUUAUUUGACAUUUUCCUUCUGGGAAGUCGAGCUUUCAACAAUGGACUUCAGAUGAUAUUAGAAGACAAGAGAAUUUUGAAGAUUAUCCAUGACUGUCGUUGGCUUUCUGAUUGCCUCUCUCAUCAGUAUGGAAUUUUGCUGAAUAAUGUCUUUGACACACAGGUAGCAGAUGUCCUUCAGUUUUCCAUGGAAACGGGUGGCUAUCUUCCAAACUGCAUCACUACUUUGCAAGAGAGUUUAAUCAAACACCUUAAAAUAGCCCCUAAAUAUCUCUUUUUUCUAGAAGAGAAACAAAAACUGAUUCAGGAAAAUCCAGAAGUAUGGUUCAUCCGACCUGUUUCACCCUCUUUACUGAAAAUUUUGGCCCUGGAAGCUACCUACCUAUUACCCCUUCGCUUGGCACUCCUAGAUGAGAUGAUGUCUGACCUAACCACUCUGGUGGAUGGAUAUCUAAACACAUACCGUGGAGGGUCUGCAGACCGUCUUGGAGGCAUCGAGCCUACAUGUAUGGAGCUGCCAGAGGAACUGCUUCAACUCAAGGACUUCCAGAAGCAGCGCAGAGAGAAAGCUGCAAGAGAAUAUAGGGUGAAUGCAAAGGGACUCCUUAUAAGGACAGUGCUACAGCCAAAGAAAUUAGUGACAGAGGCAGCAAGGAAACAGAAUGUCAAAGGUUUCCUAUUUGGUAAAAAUUCUAGGAUAGAUAAAACUCCAAGUUUUACAUGUCAAGACUUUCAUGGGGAUGUGAAUUUACUGAAAGAAGAAUCUAUGAAUAAACAAGCUACAAAACCUCAACAUCUACCUCCCAUAGAAGAAAGGGAAACCAGUGAGGAUACCAGUAACAAAAUCAUUUGCCCUGAGUCAAAGGGGUCAGAGGACCAGAGAAUAACUCAGAAAGAACACUUUAUGACACCCAAACAUGAGUUUCAGGCAAAUUUAUCUUUGAAAGAGAAGAUAGAACAGUUAUUGAUGGUGGGAAAAAAGGAAGAUUUAAAAUGCACAAAACAGGCUGUUUCAGUGUCUCCUUCUCUUUCUCAGGACACCAGAGUGUCUCUAAGUAACACCUUUUAUCCUACAAGAAAUGCUGUGCUUUCCGCACUCCCUCCCUGUCCAGCCUUGGAGAAGGCUCAUUCCUGGAUAAAUGCCUCUCUAAAUCUUUCUUAGAGACGCACAGUUUGUUCUUGAGGCCAUGCGGGUGGCUUAUUUCCUUUGCCAUCAGGGCCUUCCACAGUGCCUAAGUUUCUCAUGUUGUAAAUUUAGUAAUGCUUCAGUUACAGGGGAAAAUUAUAUUCUCUUGCUUACUCUGGUGUUCAUGGUAUGUGGAGAACGAGAAUGAAUAAGUUAUGUGAAUAAUGGAAGAAGUGUAAUUUCUGAUUAUGUCAUUGUGCAGAAAUGUUCGAAGUGACCAGAGUGUGUUAUUUCUCAUAAAAGGGUUUAGAGGAUACCCUCAUAGGAUAGGUUUAGAGGAUUUGAAGAAAGGAAAAGGGUUUAGAGGAUUUGAAGAAAGGAAAAAUAUUGGAAUCUUGGGCUUAGAUUCAGGAAGACUCCAUCAUUUAAAAAUUUUGUUUUACUUCUUGGCUUUUGGAUUCCUUUGAAGUGAGCUGGUAAAACUAUUAAUGAUUCAUUUUAAAAAUUGGUAUCUGAUAACUUUACCAGUAUAUUUUUCUUUUUAUUUAUUUUUUUAAUUGCUCCUAUGGGCUACCCCAUAGGCAGUGUCCCCAGAGUAGCCACUUUUUUCCUUUUUAAAAUGUAUUAACUUUAUGUUUGAAUGUUGAAUGUGUUGUCUGUCUCAUAGGUGAAUAGUUAAUGUUAUAGGAAUCAGUACUUUAGUAUUUGGUUUUUUUGAUGGGGUCUCACUCUGUCAUCAAGGCUAGAGUACAAUGGCAUGAUCACUGCUCACUGCAACCUCUGUCUCCCAGGUUCAAGCUAUUCUCCUGGCUCAGCCUUCUGAGUAGCUGGGAUUAUAGGUGUGUGCCACCACACUUGGCUAAUUUUUUGUAUUUUUAGUAGAGACGGGGUUUCACCAUGUUGCCCAGGCUAGUCUCAAACUCCUGACCUCAAGUGAUCCACCCUCCUCCGGCUCCCAAAGUGCUGGGAUUACAGGUGUGUGCCACAAUGCCCAGCCAGUAUCUUACUUUUAAUUUUUUUCCUUUACUUUUAGCUAAUUUUGUCCAUUUUCCUAACAAAGCGGGGACCCUGGGUUUCUUUUUAGUCUAUUAUAUAAACUUGAAGUCUGACUGUAUUCUAUUUGCCUGGAGUUAGUAUACUUUCUUAGGUUGAAAGGAAGGCAGCUUGUAUUGAGCCUUUUAAAGUAUUGAAUGCUUGCAAAUUGCUCACAUUCUUUUGUGUAAAAUAAUCAAUAAACCUGUAUGGCAUACU
Molecule: messenger RNA, 5152 nt
Organism: Callithrix jacchus (white-tufted-ear marmoset)
Lineage: Eukaryota; Metazoa; Chordata; Mammalia; Primates; Cebidae
Source: RefSeq, a predicted model, not a curated record